AUGAGAGCAGAAAGGAAUCCACCUUCAUGUGAUAUUGAUACCCUGGCAAUCCUGUUUCAUCUAAAGAUAGAUCACCUCGGCAAAGGAGAUCUUGGAAAGUUGUACGCUAUCAGCGAAGUGCUGAAGAUGCCAGGUAUUACCAUCGAAGCCUGGCAUAUUCGAAAAGGCCAGGUAAAAUACCAUUGGUGCCAGAGUUUCGGGCACUCUGGAUGUGCAAGGGAACACUUAGCUGACGAAUGCCUUAAUAAAGGCCAGAUGCCCAAAAGCGCG
Molecule: messenger RNA, 270 nt
Organism: Iphiclides podalirius (scarce swallowtail)
Lineage: Eukaryota; Metazoa; Arthropoda; Insecta; Lepidoptera; Papilionidae
Source: the annotation of a GenBank genome assembly